Molecule: messenger RNA, 2580 nt
Organism: Spodoptera frugiperda (fall armyworm)
Lineage: Eukaryota; Metazoa; Arthropoda; Insecta; Lepidoptera; Noctuidae
Product: heparanase
Exons: 6
Coding region: 72-2534 (820 amino acids)
Cellular component (GO): extracellular matrix
Source: RefSeq, a predicted model, not a curated record
AGCUUCCUGUUUCGCCGUUAAUAUAAACUGCACGCGUCACAGACAACAUUUUAUUUGACGAAGUCAAUGAAAUGGCAGCGACAAUACAUUUGUUCUUGUUCCUCCUGCUCCGGUACCUGAGUCCGUGUAGUUCUGAUACUUACAGCGUGAAGAUAACCACAGAGGAGCAUGUCAAUGUGGUGGACACGAGGUUCCUCAGCUUCACUGUAGACCCCAAGUAUUUGUUUUCAAGCAGUGACAAGUAUAGCAGCAAAGAAUGCAUCUGCAUGGCGGCAUCACUAACACCAUCCUACCUCCGCAUAGCUGGCCCGUCCACCGCGCACAUGACCUUCCACAACACCACCAUCUCCAUCAACGACGUGAACGUCCCUGACAAGGAUCUCCUCAGGUCCACCUUCGAUAUCCUGGCCUUUGAUACUGACGUCCCUCAAAAACAAGAUGACCACCAAAUCAGGAACUUGGCAGUGUCUCAUAGGCAGUGGAGGAAGUUUGUCCAGUGGGCCAAGUCCACUGGCUUCGACCUGGUCUUCGCUCUGAACAAUGAGGAGAGAACUGCCGCUGGCAUGUGGGACCCUAACACGGCACUGAAUAUCCUGACCGUGGCUGAGAAGGUCAAGGUUGGGGAUAUCUUUUGGGAGCUGGGUUAUGAAUGUAGGAACCAGUCGAUAGAUGAAUACCUGAACGACCUUGAGACCCUCCGUGCCAUCACGGAGACCUUCCCUCCCGGUCGCACGGAACAGUGGAAGGUAGUGGGCGGUGACGUCACCAAGUGUCUGCAGGCAGAGUCCAAGAGUGACUUCAAGGAUUACCUGACGCUGUCCAACGAUAUGAUGGAUGCUUUGCUGCUGAAUGGCAACUCUUCAUCGCAUGAACUGGAGCGAAUGACAGAGCGUGAUCGUCUGAAGCUACUGCGGUUCCUCUCUCGGAGCCAGACUCCACUCUGGUUGACGGAGACCAAUCAGAAGCAGCACAGCGACUUGGAGCGAGCUGCUGAUUGGUUGGCCAGUCUUGGAUAUUCAGCUAAAAAUGGAUUUUCUGUACAUUUUCGGGAGUUAGAGGAGGAGGAGAUGUAUGAGCCUACUCUGAGUUUCUACAUGGCACUAUUAUUCAAGAACCUGGUUGGUGAACGAGUACUGAACAUCCAGAUGGACCCAGAACCAGCAGUUCUCUUUGCACACUGUACAUCGCUGCGCCACAAGCCGGUGCCUGGCGCUGUCACUCUAUUUGGAGCGAACAUGGACAAUGAACCCGCGAGGUUCUCGCUCAAACUCUCCAAGAGGGAGGAGGGGGGUGAUAUUAUGCAGUUUAUUCUGGGAAAUGAUCAUAAUGGAAACAUAGUAGUAAACGGUAGACCCAUGUACUACGAAGGCAACAUAAAACCCAUAGUGAAAAGGGUCCAUCCAUACAAAACCCUUCUCAUCAACCUGCCAGCAAGAUCCUUUGGUUUCUGGGUACUCGCCAACACGAAGAUCGAAGCCUGCCACAAUGUGAUUGAGAAUAAAACAUUAGUUGAAGCAGAAACAGUUGAACAUGAGACGCAGAGAGUCAAACGUUCAGUUAACGAUGACUUCGAUGACUACGCACAUAUCGCCGACCUGUCAUAUGACUUUGAAGAUAUCGAUACUCAUUUACCAGGUAACAAUGCUCUUAGAAGCAGAAUCAGUGACAUGAAUAGAGACUUAGAUAAAAUUCAAGAUGUAUUCAAAAGAAAUUUGGGUCAAACAAGAUUUAAAAGGGAUAUCAGUGACUCGAGAUUUGGAAGUAGACUUCGGAAAUAUGGUUUCAGACACAGGACUAGUAAGAGAUAUGACCGUGAUAUGAAUCCGAGAACGUUUAUUGAUGAUUUCUUGGAAAGAGCGAGGCAGAGGUUAAAUGAUUUGAAGGAACUUCGGUCUAAUGUACCAAGACUAGAUAUAUACAGAAAAAGUAACAAAUAUCCGAAAUAUUCCAAGGUGAGGUCAUUUAAGUCACUGAAAGAGGACAGUCCAAUAUUUGGAGCAAAGAAUAGAAAACCAAAAACCACUAAAACAUUUACAGAAGAGAGUGAUGAAUUUCUAAAGAAGAUUAACAAGAAAAGUAAAAGUGAUGUGAGCAAGAGAACUCCUGAAACUCUGGACAGAACUACUAACAAGAAGGAAGAUAAGAAAAUAAAGUCGGACGAAGAAACAAACAUUUUGGAGUCUCUAGUGAGAAAGAGAAGGAGUGUUGACAACGCCAUCGAAGAAACAUCAGCUGACAAUGAAAUAGACCUCACUGGUAAAAACAAAGCGAAAUUAUUGAAACUACUGAAGAAAUUAGACAAAGAAUUUGGCGAAAAUUCAGAAGAACAGAUGGAAAGUGAUACUGUUUCCACUGAAGGGAUUAUUUUGAAAACUGAAGUAUCUGAUGAUAGUGCCACUAUAAGGGUGACAGACUCCAACCAUGGAAUCAUCAAGACUACCAUGAGAAGUAUGCUACACAUGUUAGAAGAUUUCAAUAAGAAUCUGAACAAAGUAUGGAAUGCUGUUAAUUUGUUAGAUGAUGAUAUACAGUGAAUAGGUUAAGUUAGCUUUAAUAUAGGUGAUUAAAAUAAUAAUUAUA